GCCUCACACCCCCGCCCUUCGGCCCCGCGCGCCCUUCGGCCCCGGCAGCCCCCGAAGAGAACCAGAGGGCUAGAGAGCGCGGCGCUCCCGGGCCAGCUCGGCCCCCUCCCCUCACCACCGCCGGCCCUCCGCCGCCUCUCACCGCUUCCACCACCUCUCCCCCCCCCUGCCAAGUAGAGGCCCCCUCCGGGGGGGGGAGGCCAGGGACCGGAUUCCCCUAACUCCCUCGCCCCCUCCCCCACCUGGCCGAGUGAGGAGAAGGGCCCGGCCCAGCCCGUGUCGUGUGUGAGGAGGACCCGGGCCGGCCCACGGGCCGUCUGGGGCCUGAUCCGGUCCUCUGGUUGUGUGAAGACAGGGGCUCGGUGCGGCCCGGCGAGCGCGAGCGGAGGGUAGGGGCCUGUUCCGGCCCGGCCGGUGCGUGAGGACUGGGGCUCCGGCCCGGCCCGGCGCCGCCGCCGCCGCUAUGGCCCAGCAGCAGAUGACCAGCUCUCAGAAGGCCUUGAUGCUGGAGCUGAAAUCCCUGCAGGAGGAACCGGUGGAGGGCUUCCGGAUCACCCUGGUGGAUGAGUCCGACCUCUACAACUGGGAGGUUGCCAUCUUCGGACCCCCCAACACCCUCUACGAAGGCGGCUACUUCAAGCCUUUUAUUCCAGAAGUCCUUCGUUGGAAAAAGGGAAAUUUAUGGUUGUGGGCAGUUAACAAUGGCGCAUAUUAAAUUUCCUAUUGACUACCCAUAUUCACCACCUACCUUCAGAUUCUUGACCAAAAUGUGGCACCCCAACAUUUAUGAGUUUCACAGCAAGGGUUACCUUCAUCAGAGAUUCAGCUUUGAGGGUGGGGAUGUAACCUACUAUAUUUGGACUGGCCUCCUUUCAGGAGUUGCUGCAGAGCAGUUGAGAGCCUUUUUCAAUCCCAAGAAUGGAGAUGUAUGCAUUUCAAUUCUUCAUCCACCUGUAGAUGACCCACAGAGUGGAGAACUGCCCUCUGAAAGGUGGAAUCCUACUCAGAAUGUCAGGACUAUCCUGUUAAGUGUAAUCUCAUUGCUUAAUGAGCCCAACACCUUCUCCCCAGCCAAUGUGGAUGCUUCUGUUAUGUUCAGGAAAUGGCGGGACAGUAAAGGAAAAGACAAAGAAUAUGCUGAAAUCAUUAGGAAACAGGUUUCAGCCACUAAAGCCGAAGCAGAAAAGGAUGGAGUGAAGGUCCCCACGACCCUGGCAGAAUAUUGCAUCAAAACUAAAGUGCCUUCCAAUGACAACAGCUCGGAUUUGCUUUAUGACGACUUGUACGACGACGACAUUGAUGAUGAAGAUGAGGAAGAGGAAGAUGCCGACUGUUACGAUGAUGAUGAUUCUGGGAAUGAGGAGUCGUGACGUGCUCCGUCGACACCCCUGUACUGCCCUGCCGUCACAGGCCAAAGGGAGGGGAGCACUGGGGACCUAGCAGUGGCUCCUCAGCAGAAACCUAUCACAGGGGGUGGGGAAACAAAUGUGGCUCCUGCUGCCUCCCCUUAUGGAUCUCGGUUUGCUCCUUUUUAUGGACCUCUUAAUGGAGAGUAUUCCUCCACAGAAUGUCUGAAUUCUUGCAUUCUUUACCCUUUCAUCACUGUAUUGAUUCUUUUUUUUCUUUAAACCCAAACUUCUGCCUCACUUCAUCUCUACAAAAUGUUCCCAGCAAAACACAUUUGGUCUGUUUUUAGAUUCCUGAGAAUUAAAUAGUCUUUCAUCAAGAUGUUUAAUGUGUUGAAAGCUGAGAACCUAUUGGAAAUUCACAAGUGCUGUAUAUGCUGGGUAGCAAAAGGAAAUGGGAGAAAAAAACCCCACAAAACUUUUUAAAAAGCAAAUUUGCCAAGGUUUAGCUGCUCAUUUGCAGUAGUAUGUGUGCAUUCAUUCAGCCCCAAGGUGGCAAAUUUUGGUUCCCUACUUAAAGCUGGGGUACAACAGUCAUCAGGGACUUUGUGCUAAGCCUGAUGAAGUGUUUCCUAAGGGCACAGAGACCCUUCAGCCUCCAGAACAUCAUCCUAACACAAAGGUCUCAGCUGAGGAGAGAAGUCAGAAUUUGUUUUUUGAAAUUGAUUGGGAUCUAAAGCCUGAAAUAAAUAUUCAUACUUUACAUAGAACUGAGCACUUGAUUGCUAUUUAUUUUAAAGGCAGAGUUGUUAUUCCCCUGCCCAGGGAGUGUGGAUUAGUAUGUGUGUGGUCUUAGAGCUGGUAACAAAGUUUAAAUCAGUAUGCCAAUAUUGGUUGCUGCUGCUGGGGGAGAAAACGUCAAAACUACUGGUGACCAUUGUUGGGCAAGAAAAUACCUGUUUUAUAUAUUUAACAUGGCCUUUCCCUCAAAGCUACACUCUCAUCAUGAGGAUUUUUUUAAGUAGCCAGUUUCAGUUACUCAGUAUUACUACUAGGUGCAUGUGUGAAAAUUCUGGUUUUCAGUGAGCUGCUCAUACCAAUAAUGGUAACUACAGAUAUCUGAGACAUGAGUGGCCGGUUCCUGCUUUCCUCACUGGCUGUGACCUGGACUUCUCUCUUUCAGUGUGUACUCUGGCUAUGGAGAGCAAGCAAAAGUUGCACCUGGAGCUUGCCCUGGGCUGGCUCUGACUCUUCUCAGCAGGGCCGAGGGAACUGGCUGCAGGCAGCGUCUGGGAAAGCCCUCACUAGCCAGGGACUUCAGAACUUGGCAGUGAUUUUUGUUUCUUAUGCAGCCAGCCAGUUCAUAGGAGGGCUUUCAGUGGGGGAAAAUCACUACAGUGCAAACAAGAUUUUGGAAGGAACAUACGGCAGACUGACUGCAGCCCUACUUUAGAUCCCUGUACGCUAAGUGUCAACUCCUCUUCUUCAGAUUGUAGCUCAGAAAGAACCAAAGGGUUGAUGAGGGACAGGUAGGAUGGAUCCCAGGACAGCGUAGGUGAUGCUUACUACUUCCUUAUUAGCUCCUCCUUCCUCUCUGAUCUCAGGGUUUUCAUUAGCUUGUCAAACUCUCCACAAACAUUUGCUGAUUUCCAGCAGCCCUUUCUAGCCUCCAAAGUCGAGUAUUAAGUGGGAACAUUUAACAUACUAAAAUUCGCAUGGGAAUGUUGAGCCUGGUGCCAGAAUCUGUCCAAUACCCCUGAGGCCAGAGCUACUUCCACCCCUGAACCUAGUAAUUCCAGUAGAUUCAGAAAACAGAGCAGCUCUUUGUGACAAAACACUGACUACAAUUCUCAUAGGACACUGGGACUAGCUUCUUAUUCUCUGUGCUUUAGUAAUGCAUCUAGAUAACCUACAAAUCUUCUACAGCCUAAUAAUAAUGCAGAUGACCCGUUACCCACACACAAACAUACAGGUUUACAGCCAGUAGCUUGGUCUUAACUCUUGGAGCCCUAAAAUUAAGCCUUUUCCCUUACUGCGAAAACAUUUCUCUCCCAGGGCAGGCCAAGCACCUUGGCCUUAUGGGAGGUGCUAUGCUAUUCAGCCCUGUCCCAUUAGGCCCUGUUGGCCUCUGUUGUGUGUUGACUCAGGGAGCCAGAGCCAGAUGUAGGUCGUACCUCUCAGCCCUUUUUGGGGUGUUACUAUGAGGGCUGGGUUUGCCUCUGACAAGAGGACAAUCAGUUCCAGAAAAAAACCUGGCAUAUAUUGAUUUGCUAGCAGGUAGAUAUUCUGAUAGCUCAGACUGACCUGUAAAACCCAGAUGCUGGUUCCAGAGCUCUGUCCUGAGAACACAUCCUGUGGCAACAGGAAAACUGAGCAUGUAACUUUUCUUUCUGGAAGUGGAGAUCUCAGGCUGAGGCCAGAACCUUAUGAGCACAGCUGUGCUGAUUAUUCGAUGUAACAUGAAUUCAGAAUCUGCAUUUUAAGGUUCCUUCUGAUUCUAGUGGAGGCCUCUGGAUGUUCUUCAGGUCUGUAUUUUGAGGCUCAGAAAAUAUAUCAUGAUUCUGUUGUUGCUUCUCAGUCUCUCCCCCUAACCCCUACCCCCACCAUUUUGUAUCAUUCCAGAGUUCUUUUCUAUUGGCCAAACUUUGUAGUCCCUUUAUUCUCUUCCCUGGUAAUUAUUUGCUUAUUUGCUGGUUUCCUUAUGUUUGGGACAUAACAGAUUGAAGGGGGAAAUGUGUAGCUCUCCACUGAAAAUUAACUCUCCAUCCCUCCCAUCCUAAUAAAAAGGUUUACAUUUACAAGAUUCAGAUGCAAUUUUCAACUAUUCUAAAACCAGCAGGACACACCUGACUUUAAUAGUUUUCUUAGCUGAGAUUGUAGAUGUUUUUCUUCAGUUUAACUUAAAAGAUGAUAAUGCAUUUUGUGUUGAACUCCCCCUUUAGUGGUUUAUUUUGUCUUUUUCUGCCCAUCUGUCUACUAAUAAAAUGUGAAAUAAAAUAUACCUGUAUUGCUACUUC
This is a messenger RNA of Manis javanica (Malayan pangolin), 4363 nucleotides long. It is a transcript of the gene UBE2R2, whose product is annotated as ubiquitin conjugating enzyme E2 R2. The record is from RefSeq and is a predicted model, not a curated record. NCBI's taxonomy places the organism in Eukaryota, Metazoa, Chordata, Mammalia, Pholidota, Manidae.